Lathyrus oleraceus (garden pea) is the source of this 2824-nucleotide messenger RNA. RefSeq lists its product as uncharacterized. The coding region runs from base 500 to 2668 and encodes 722 amino acids. Gene Ontology annotation, molecular function: cysteine-type peptidase activity. Lineage: Eukaryota; Viridiplantae; Streptophyta; Magnoliopsida; Fabales; Fabaceae. Gene Ontology annotation, biological process: proteolysis. The record is from RefSeq and is a predicted model, not a curated record. The transcript has 15 exons.
ACAGCGCUUUUGACAAGGUCACCUUAUACAGCGCUUCUCCCAAAAGCGCUGUCUAAGGCCUUUUAAAUUUUUAAAAAAAGCGCUGUAUAAGGCCUACCUUAUACAGCGCUUUUAGAAGCGCUGCUAUUGACCCCUCCUGUGCCAGCGCUUUCCUUCAAAGCGCUGUCUAAGGCCAUUUUAAUUUGUGAGCUUAGCCAGCGCUUUUCAUAAAAGCGCUGUCUAAGGCCUUAUUUACCAAAUUUUUUUUUUAGUAAAUUAUAAUAUAUGAAUUCAUUCAGUACGUUAAGACCCAUUUUGUUUCCCUCGCUCCCACAACCUUCUUCUCACUGCGUUCAUACUCGUUGCGUUCAUCAUCACUGCUUCUCCCAAAACCUCCAUUCUUGAUUCCUGCGUUCAUCACUCACUUCGUUCAUCACCGUUUACAUUUUUGGUGUUCAUUUCCUUAGGACUCAAUUGAGGACUAUUGCUAACAAGCUUUGUUGACAUCCACAAUUAAAAGAUGGCUAGUAACGAGGAUCACCCACAUGGUGAUGAGACCGUUGGUGGUGCGGAAAGGGAAAUUAAACGUGGAAUAACGGUUAUGAAGAAAGUUAUUCGAGAUAGAGAUCGAGGCGUUUUAAUAAAAGUGCAUUGGAACGAAGGUGGACAACUAAUUGAGCCUAACGGUUCAACAUUGACAAGUUUUAUUGGUGCAUUGGUAAGGAAUGAAGUUCCAAUUACUUGUGAUAAUUGGAGAAAUAAACAAUUGAACGAAGCUAAAGACAAAAUAUGGAGUGAGAUAAAGAGGUGUUUCGACAUCGAAGAAAACAGAAGAGAUCAUUGUCUCAAAUUGGCCGGAAAGUUACUAAGAGGGUUUAGAACCUUUUUAUCAACCACCUUUCUUAGGGAUACGGAAGGUACUUUUGUUGAUGCAGAGCUUCCAUCUAAAUAUGCAAGUUUGAUUUCACCUAAAGAAUGGGAAACGUUUAAAUCCAAACGAAAAACCCAAGAAUUUAAGAGUGUAAGUGAAACAAACCGGCAAAGAGCAUCAAGUCCGGCGUAUCCCUAUAGAAAAGGGCGUGUUGGAUAUGGACGCUUAGAGCAGUCUAUAUUAACAAAGGAGAAUAGUUCUGAAACAUCUCUUCCGGCACAUGUUUUGUGGAAGGAAGCCCGUGUCGGUAAGGAUGGAAAGAUUAAAGAAGACGUUCAACAAAUAUUUGAGAAAUGUGAGACUCUAUCUCAAUCUAUAGUUCCAUAUGAAGACACUGAUUGCAGGAGCAUACUGAGUCGAGCAUUAGAUGUUCCCGAGUAUUCUGGUCGGGUGAGGGGCAAGGGAUUUGGGAUCACUCAAAAAUCCUUGAAUAUUAAAAAACAAAAGACUCCUAGCAAUAAAGAACUGCAGCAAACUUUGGAAGCAUUAAAAGCUGAAGUUCUUGAAUUAAGAAAGGAAAGAGAAAGAGAUCGAGCAGCGGGUUUUAAAGAUACUAGUGACAAAGAUAGUAUCAAUUGUAAUUUUCAACCGACUAUUCCAGAGGGCAUUUCACCUUGUCACCUCUACUUAGCGAGACCGACUUAUCGGAUGGUUGGCAAGGGGAAAGUUCAUAACAAUUUGGGUGAAUUACUUCACACUAAACCGCUCCCUACUGGAUCUUUGAAAGUCUCGGUUGAUAUUGCUUUGGAGAAGGAUGCGUUAUUACCACAUCCUGACGAUGUUUCGGAUGCAACUUUAUUGGGAGAUGCCAUAGGUUCAUUUGUUGCAUGGCCGACAGACCUCAUUAUCGUAGGAUAUGAGACUCCCACAAAAUCCAAAGCAAAAGAUAAGGGGAUUGCGCGGGAAAUCGAGUCAGUUGCAUCGCAAAAAGAGAUUCCUGUUGCUAAGAAGACUGAAAUUUCCAAGAGGACCGGGGCUAAAAAGAAAAAUCCUUCCAAGUAUAGAGCGUGCCUCCAUACAUAUUUAGAAACGACAGAUAUUUCGGAUGGAUGUGUUCGUUUAAUACCUAUGGAUGGAGCUAUUUUUGGUUUUGAGUAUGCCGAGCCAUUGGGUAAAGAGGAUUUUGAUCAAAUUUUGUAUCAUACGCAAUUAAGCGUUGGUGUUAUCAACACAUACAUGAGGUAUUUAUAUGACAAAUUGAUGGGUCCGCGUGGGUUGGAGCAAAGAUUCUCAUUCUUAAAUCCCAUGAAAACGAACUUAACCGAAAUGAUAAGAAAACCAGAUGAAGUCAGGACGUAUGUAGUCGAGCGCUUUAUGGCCGACACAGAUAGAGAAAAGUUGUUCUUUUUACCGUUUAAUACCGGCGACGGUGGACAUUGGUUGUUGGUCGCGAUAAAUCCUUUUAAAGAAAUUGUGUAUUAUUUGGAUUCUUUACACAAUGAUUGGACAACAUACCCUGCUAUGAAGACGAUAGUUGACACCAUUAUACAAACUGUUCGAGCACAAAGAAAAAUUCAAGUACCAAAGAGAAAAGCCAAUAACAUUACAUGGAAUAGAGUGGAGUGUCCUCGACAGCGUAAUAAUAUAGAUUGUGGAUAUUACACGUUGAGGUUUAUGAAAGAAACUCUUCUUAUGGAUCGAACAGAUAUUCCAUCUGAUUACUUUGAUGAAUAUAGAUGUGCUUAUUACUCAAAAGAUCAGUUGGAUGAAAUUAAAGAGGAAUUGUGUCAAUUCAUUAUCGAGCUACAGGUUUUGUGAGGUUAUAUAGCAUAUUUAGAAGAUAGAACUAGAAUGUGUUGAAAUACAUUUUGAUUAGCAUUUUUGGAGGUUAUUAGAAAUGUGUAGAUUUUUUGUAAAGGCAAACAUUUUCAAGUAUAUAUAUAAAUACUCAAAAAACUGCUGAAAUUAGAAGUA